Molecule: messenger RNA, 1212 nt
Organism: Lactuca sativa (garden lettuce)
Lineage: Eukaryota; Viridiplantae; Streptophyta; Magnoliopsida; Asterales; Asteraceae
Product: zinc finger BED domain-containing protein RICESLEEPER 1
Molecular function (GO): DNA binding; protein dimerization activity
Source: RefSeq, a predicted model, not a curated record
AUGUGUAUUAAGGACAAUCGGUCGUUUAGUGUGGUUGAUGACGAGGGUUUUAGGGAGUUUGUUUGGGAAUUGAAUCCAAACUUCAAGUUUGUAUCAAGAUGGAGUGUAGCUCGGGAUCGUUUAUCCAUUUAUGAAGAAGGGGCAAUAAAGGUAAAAGACAUGCUUAAAGGCGAAACAGUGUCUAUUGAAUGUAAACAAAAGCCAUGCCUUGAUGUUGAUACAAGAUGGAAUUCAACAUAUUUAAUGUUGGAAACAGCAGUGAAGGAUGAACAACCCUUCGACAAGCUUUACACUAUAGAUUCAAAUUAUGGAGCCCAUUUUCGAAGUGAAGUCACUGAUGAUUGUGAAGGGAACACAAGAAAAAGGAAAAGAAAAGUUAAGGUCAUGGGUGCUCCGAGUGAAUCUGAGUGGGAGAUUGCAAGGAAUAUGAUAGAGUACUUGAAAACUUUUUCGGAUGUUACAACCAAGAUAUCUGAUCCACACUUCAAAUUUCGAUAUAUCAGUUUUUGCAUUGAAACAAUUUAUGGUAAAAAUUCUGAGAAGGGCAAACAAAUAUUAGACAAGGUACAGAAGACUCUUCAAGAAUUGUUUAACCACUAUAAGGAUAAAUUAGAGAAAAAAAAAGUACAAAAGAAACAAGGUGGUGUUUCUAGUGACAUGUCAAGUAGUUUUGGUGACACAACUAUUGACUUCGAGAUCGAGUUUGACAAGUUUGAUAGUGCAGAUCAAGAGAAGAAGAGUGAAGUGGAUAUAUAUUUAGCAUAUGGAAAAGAAAAAAGAGACGAUAAUUUUGAUAUUCUGGGGUGGUGGAAAGCAAACGCAGUCAAAUUUCCUAUAUUGUCUAAACUAGCUAGACAUCUUUUGGCAAUGCCGAUCUCCACAAUUGCAUCAGAGUCGACAUUUAGUACUGGUGGUCGUGUGAUAGAUAAAUAUAGAAGUUCGCUUAACACCAAGACCGCUGAAGCCUUAAUAUGUAGACAAGAUUGGCUACGGUCUACACCGGCAUUUCUUGAGCUAAUUGGUACUAUCUCGAGUAAACAAAUAGACGAAUUGAAUGAGAAGUUGGCGGCUAUAGAAAUCGGUAAAGUUUUCUUUAUACACUUUCAAAACGAAAAAAAUCCUCCAAUGAUGUUCAAAAAGAUAUGGAUUGACAUCCUAGAUCAUGAUCAAGCUUCAAGUGGAAAAUGGAAAAAGACAUUCGAUGGAUUUUGA